Messenger RNA from Homarus americanus (American lobster), 2431 nucleotides. Its product is annotated as zinc finger protein Noc-like. The record is from RefSeq and is a predicted model, not a curated record. Gene Ontology annotation, biological process: negative regulation of DNA-templated transcription. Lineage: Eukaryota; Metazoa; Arthropoda; Malacostraca; Decapoda; Nephropidae. Gene Ontology annotation, cellular component: nucleus. The coding region runs from base 117 to 1436 and encodes 439 amino acids. The transcript has 4 exons.
CUCAGUGGCAGUGGACGAAGGUGGUGCUAUGUGCGUGAGCGGGAACCUCUGUUGACCUGAUUAGUGAACCUCGCUGGGACAUAGUGACAUAGUGUUAUUAAUUACAGCCGACCACAAUGUUGACAUCAAGUGGAAACCAGUACCUUAGACCGGAGUAUCUGAACCCCAUACAAGGACACUCUAUUGAGCUGGACGCCAAGAAGUCCCCCCUCGCCUUGCUGGCACAGACGUGCUCCUCUAUCGGCGCCGAUCUGUCGCAGAAAGGCUCCAUUCCCCCCGUCGAGAAGUCCUCCAGUAAGGGCAAGUCGUCCCCCGGUGCAAAGUCUCCGGGCGCCGCACUCACCAUUACACCGUCGGACGACACCAAGACGACCACCACGUCCUCUUUUAAGCCUUACGAGAAGAAGGAAGACGACGACCGUGUCAGCCCCAAGAGGUCGUCACCUAGCAUGCGUUCCCCCGCUGGCAGCCAACCCAGCGCGGAACGUUCCUCCUCAAGAAGUAGCGAGAGUGGGCGGUCUUCGUCGCGGCCGCGGGAACCCGCGACCUCGUCAGCGUCGUCUCUCUCGCCCCGCGUCUCUUCUCCCAUCACACCAAAGACCUCAUCGUCGUUGUCGUCACACACAUUCUCUGGCCUGUGUGACCUCAGCAAGGACCCUCUGGCCGCGUACAAGUUGGCACCCAGCCUUUAUCCUCACCUAGCACUUAGCCUCGACCCUCUUGGCGCAGCGGGACUCUCAGCCCUCACAGCCAAGGUGCCCACCAGCACGUCGGCUGCAUUGUCCAGCCCCUACGUCGGAUACGCCAGAGUGAAGACGGCCAGCGGGAGCGAGACGGUUGUGCCAGUGUGCCGGGACCCGUACUGCACAGGCUGCCAGAUCAACGCUCACGCCGCACAGGUGGUGAAUGGCACCUGUCCGCCCGGGUGUACACAGUGUGCACAGAUCUCUUCAUACACUAAGAGUCUCGCAUCUCUACCAGGCCUCCUGCCCUCACUACACGCCUCCUCGCUGAGCGGGCUCUACCCUCCCCCUGGGUUGGUCGGGGGCUCACAUCACCCCUAUGUGUGUAACUGGAUAGCGGGAGACACCUACUGUGGGAAGCGAUUCUCUACGUCCGAGGACUUGCUGCAGCACCUCAGAACACACACCAACCUCUCCACCUCAGAAUCCACCCUGUCACUCCACGCCCUGCAUCACCCGCUGCUGGCAGGUCACCUGCCCCGCGGCUACCCCACACCACCUCUCUCCCCGCUAUCUGCAGCUCGUUACCACCCUUACGCCAAGCCGGCUCUCUCACACCUGCCGCCAACAGCACCUCUACCUGCUUCAGCCCUCUCCACCCUCACCGGGCUACCUCCACACCCACUCUCAGCCUACUACAAUCCCUACUCGCUUUAUGCGCGAGGUCUGGGAGCAACGACGGGACUCCACUAGUGAGCGGACCCGGCGCCCUCACGACCCUCGCCUUGUAUACGAGUGGGAGUGGGGGUGGGGUAAGGGCGUGGCCGCUGGUGGGUCGCCACACCCAGUGAGUGAGGGGCUCCCCAGGGCGGUGCCCCCUCGUGUGCUGCUGUGAUGUCUCCUCUCCUUCAACAUGUACAAAUCUGUGUUUAUGUGAAUGUACAGUUUUAAGUCAAUGAAGGUGACGAUGUGAUGUUUAAGGUGGAUCAGUGUGAGAAUUGGGUGGGACCACGCCCAGCUCCCCCCUCUGCUCUCAGUGUACCGUUUAUGUUGUAUGUGUGGUACGUUUACUUAACAAUCUGUGAUUUUCUUUACAUGUCGAGGACAAUCAGCUAAGUUUUCUCAACAGUGUGAACAAUUGUUGGGAGUUCUGAUCUCAGAAGACUCAGUUGUGUCACUAGCUGAGGCGCUGAAGCAGGACCUUUCUGUAACACAGGAAGGGUAGUCGUCGCGGCCUGUCGCAACCCUCUCGCUGGAAGGGUUGUUGCGACCUGCUGCAGCCCUCCUUCCAGGAAGUGUCAUUGUCACGAUCUGUCGUCAGGAGAAGUCGUCAACUUCGAAGGGUCGUCCGUCAUCUUGGCGCGUGGCAUCCCUGCCCAGGCCUCAGUGCGUCACAGCCGCCUUCAGCGUACUCUGGUCUAACCAUCCCAAGCAUGCGAGGUAUCAAGCUCUUCUUUGCUCUAGUGACGAAGUCUCUAAAAUUGGCUGUGUAUUUUUUUUCUUAAUCGUGUAAUUUGCAGAGCCAUUGACUGCCUGUUGCAUGCUUUGCUGAGAGGCCCCUUGAAGAUAGACACCCUCCCUUACUUGUUCCUAAAUGCCCCCAUACCUACUGUAAAGCCAACUGUACAUUCUACUUUAUGUACUAAGUCAUGUGUUAUGGGAUUGCUAGCUACUUAUUUGUUUGUAUAUUUAUUGUACAAUAUCUGUAAACCAAGUUUUAGAGAGAAAUACAUUUAUUUACAGAUCGA